Molecule: messenger RNA, 1208 nt
Organism: Carica papaya (papaya)
Lineage: Eukaryota; Viridiplantae; Streptophyta; Magnoliopsida; Brassicales; Caricaceae
Product: cysteine-rich receptor-like protein kinase 40
Biological process (GO): protein phosphorylation
Molecular function (GO): protein kinase activity; ATP binding
Source: RefSeq, a predicted model, not a curated record
AGUCAACGCCGUCUCCUUUUAACGAAUCAAUAUUUUUAUAUGCCUUACGAUCGAACCGGAAGGUUCACAAGGAUUUGCGCCGGUACGUGGUGGUAUCUUCAUGGGGUUCUUGUCCAGCCUUUUUACCUGCUUCAGUGAGGAGCCCGAAGACGAGGAGGAAUGGAACAUCUCCUUUGACCUUCGCACUCUGCAGGUUUCCACCAACUUCUUCUCCGAGAGUAACUUUCUCGGCGAUGGUGGCUACGGUCGUCUUUAUAAGGGAUUGAUGCCAAAUGGUCAAGAAGUGGCUGUUAGGAAGUUUUCGGAAUGGUGUGUGCCGCUGAACUUCCGAAAUGAGAUGAAGCUACUAAUAGAAAUCUACCAUGAGAACUUGGUUACCUUGCUGGGGUAUUGUGAAGAAGGCUCUGGGAGGAUGCUUGUUUAUGAGUAUCUGCCGAACGGAAGCCUUGAUAACUUCCUCUUUGACAAAGACAAAUUUUCAUGCUUGGACUGGACAACCCGAUUUCGGAUAGUAAAAGGUGUGGCAAGAGGUCUUCUUUAUCUCCAUGAAGAAGUACCUGGAAGUGGAACAAUCAUUCACAGCAGUAUUUGUGCUCGUAAGAUUUUGCUUGAUGAGAAAUUUAAUCCAAAAAUAUCAGAUUUUGGCAUUGCAAAGCUGUUUCCAGAGAAAAGCACCUAUGUCAAUGUCUCGAUGAUCUCUGGUGUUCUUGGGUACAUGGCCCCUGAAUUAAUGCACGGAUAUUUGUCGGCGAAGGCAGAUGUUUUCAGUUUUGGAAUUUUGGUUUUAGAGAUAGUAAGCGGAAUAAAGGCGUGGUUAGCUGAAGCAAAUGAAAGCCUGUUGGAAAAUUCAUGGAAGCUUUAUAAAGAAGGGAAGAGCUUGGAAUUAGUCGAUUCAAAUCUUUCCCAGUACAAUUGCGAAGAGGCAGCCAAGUGCAUUCAGAUAGGAUUGUUAUGUUGUGAAGAAAGCCAUAAAUAUAGGCCUGAUAUGAAGUCUGUUAAUCUCAUGCUUUCAAGUGAGUCAUCAACUCUGCCUACACCUAUUUCAAUUUCUAUGGAGGAUGAUGAAAGCAUAUGUUGCCUCUCUGUUUCGUCUUAUGAUGAGGGUAGGUGAAGCAUUUGUUCUGCUAGUCUGUAUGUAAGUCAUUUUGUUUGAUAAACUUCUACACUGCAGUUCGGUUGUGAUUACUAGGAAUUUCUUCUACUUAAAA